Messenger RNA from Phalaenopsis equestris, 2478 nucleotides. RefSeq names its product zinc finger CCCH domain-containing protein 7. NCBI's taxonomy places the organism in Eukaryota, Viridiplantae, Streptophyta, Magnoliopsida, Asparagales, Orchidaceae. The record is from RefSeq and is a predicted model, not a curated record. The transcript is spliced from 8 exons. Gene Ontology annotation, cellular component: nucleus. Gene Ontology annotation, molecular function: metal ion binding; RNA binding. The coding region runs from base 48 to 2099 and encodes 683 amino acids. Gene Ontology annotation, biological process: negative regulation of DNA-templated transcription.
CCUCGACGCUGAUCGGCGCCAUCUCUUCCACUCUUUCGCACUGUGAUAUGGAAUCGGUACUCCGUAGAAUAGGGAACGAUCUCGAAACCCUAUACUCUCCUACGGGACAAUGCUCAAGCUUUUCAUCGUACAUCCCGCGACGAAUUCACCUCGAUAGUUCAUCGCACCGUUCUCUUGUUCGCAUUCUCUCCUGUUGUGUCAACAACUCUCUCUUUUCUCUUUCGACAGAGCCAGGGAGAACCCUCUCCGUGAAAAAUCCUUUUUCAAUUCAAGUUAGAGGCCAGCUUCAUCAAGUUCAGGAGGCAGGUGGAACCUCGGAUGGGAGAACUUCGGCCGAGAGUCAAGAGGGUGAUCACAAUGCUGAUUGCGGGGUACAGGGAGCUUCGGUUGACGGUGACAUGUUGUUCGGCCUUGAUCUCAGCGAUUGUGAUGAGAAGGAGAUUGAAGCGCGCGUUAACAGCGAAGAGCUCCAUAGCAUUAUGUUUGAAUGUGGCAGGCUAAUUGAUGCACCUAAUGAGGAGCAUAGUGCGGAAUCGCGUGAAGGGAGUGGGCAAACUGUUCCUGUGGACAUUGCGCAUAAUCAAUUGGAGAUCGCUGAAGCCUUAGUUAAUGGUGCAGAUGAAAGGGUUUCUCAUCUCGGAGAGGUUUUGGAGGUUGCUAGGGUGGAUAGGAGAGUUUAUGAUUUUUUAAACGAUGCGGAAACUACUAGGAAUGUCGCUGUGGACGUUGGUAAUCAGAUAAGCAGUGAGGAGGGUACUGGUUAUGACAGAGCUAUUUUGGUUGAAACGCAGGAUGAAAAUUUCAAAGGAGCAGAAGAAGAAGAAGGGGAAGAUGAAAAACAGCAACCAGGCGUUUGUUCCACUCCUAUAGUGGUUUAUUCAGGUUUGAAAAACUUCAAAUAUGACCAAUUGCGCAACUUAGAUCAUCCAAUUGACGGUGCAGAAGUGGAAGAAGGGGAAAUUUCUGAUGAAGUCCAGGAUUUAGAAGAACUUGUUGAUAUUAAUGAUAAAGUUCCAGACGGUCAGAGGAAAGAAGGGCCAUGUAGGGAUGAUUUCAGCAAUAUUGCAUCUACUUCAAGUUGUAUUCACAAAAUUGAAGUUCCCGAGUUUGGAGCCAGUCCACUAGAUAGAUCAGAAGAGAAUUUAAUCGUUAAAGCAACCCAAAUGAAACGAAAGGUUGUGGAAGCUAAGGAGAAGAAGAAUAAGAAGAAUAGUACUUUGACUGAGGAGAGAAAGGCUAAAAAGAAGAUUGCAAAGAAAAGGAAAAGAGCACAGAAGAACCGAGAACAAGGUGUUAAGAAAUUGAAGUUACAUGCGAUUGUGAAGCCAAAAGAAGUAAAAUAUUGCAACUUUUACCGGAUGGGAAGGUGUCAGCAGGGAGAUUUAUGCAAAUUUUCUCAUGAUCUUAUUCCUUUGACAAAAUCCAUGCCGUGCAAAUACUUUGUUAGUAAUUCUUGUUUGAGAGGUGAUGACUGCCCAUAUGAUCACGAACUUUCGAAAUAUCCCUGCCUCAACUAUUUGUCCUCAGGCAGUUGUAAUCGAGGAGAUAGAUGCAAGUUUUCUCAUAAGUUAACAGACAGCAAAAUAGAUUCACUGUUGACUUUGGAACAACAAAAAUUUAAAAACCAGCUUGUUAACUCUCAUGCUUCUCCUCUUGGCAUAGGUCCGUUUGAAAGUAAAACUAUAGAAACGGUGCCACUAAGAAAUAAGCCAUUGACCGAUGCUAAUCGAGUGCCAAAAGGUAUACGUUUUAUUUCAUUUGGGACAGUCCAGACAGACCUUACCAACAAAGUUGAGAAAAACCUUCCUGUGAACAAGUCCUGUCACACCGGAGCAUACAACAAUCACCAGAAGCAAGAUGAUUUGUUGGCGCGUCAGCACAAAAGUGCCUUGAAUUUAUUAUGGAAUUCCUUACCGCCCGAAAAUUCUGUGAUGUCUGGUGGAUUAGUAGCUCAUGUUUCUUCAAAUGACUUUGCCGUCAAGGAUUCAGGGAAUGCCACCAAGGGAUCGCCUGCAGCUCAUCCUGGUGGAACUGCUAAUGAUAAAGUUUCAGAGGCUGCAAAAAUUUUGGACGAGUUCUUGUUUUGUGGUGCAGACUAGAAGCAACAAUUGUCUCAAACGGGAUGCGUGCUGAACAUACGGCCUGUGAAAACUGGGCGGUGCAAAGCUGAAGUGUCAUAGCUGUUUGAGUGUGCCUAGUCAGUGUAGACAUACAUUGGCACGAUUGAAGCUUUUAUGAUUCAGCAAUGUCUUCUAACUUUAUUGACUUGAAAAUAUAGUUAAUGCCCUGUCAGUGAGAGCAUGCAUUUGUUCAUGCCGCUAAUUGUUUUUCGUAGCACCACAUUUAGUGGGAUCAUAGGUGUAACAUCAUCGAAUACUAAAGAUUGCUUUUUAAUAAGGCAAUGGUAUUUGUACUUGAAUUGCCGACCCUCCUUGGCUUAAGGAUGAAAGGAAACGAGAGUGAUUGUGGGCUCUCUUG